AUGAAACGCGGAAUUCAAGGAGAAUCAGCGGAAUUGUUCGAAAAAUCGAUAACAACAUCAACUCGGAAACAAUACGAAAGUGGCCUAAGAGCGUGGUGGAAUUUUUCUUAUGAAAAUAACUUAGAUGUAUACGAUACAAAAACUCCACAAAUAAUAGAUUUUCUACACAAAAUGUUCAAAAAGGGAGCGAGUUACAGUUCACUAAACACUACACGGUCAGCCAUUUCAUUAAUUUCAAUCAACAACAUCAAUAAUGAUGGAAUGAUCUCAGGUUUCUUUAAAAGUGUUUUCAAAGAAAGGCCUACGAAGCCCAAAUACACAACAACUUGGGAUGUCAGUCCGGUAUUAGAUUUUCUUGAAAAACUUGCUCCCUUUAAACAACUGAAACUCAAAGAAGCGGGUGAAAAACUCUCGACUCUUUUAGCCCUUACAUCAGCACAAAGAUUACAGACGCUAGCUCUUAUCAAUAUCGAUAAUAUUGUAAUUGAUUCGACGGGACUAAGUAUCAAAAUAACCGAGCGGAUAAAAACGUCAAAAGCCGAUGCUUAUCAACCGGAACUAAUUUUACCUUUCUUUCAAGAAAAAUCAAACUUAUGUGUGGCGUCGUUGAUUCUAGAAUAUCUAGAUAUUACCAAAGAAUUAAGAGAUAAAAAUGCAAAGUACUUGCUCAUCACGUCAACGAAACCACACACAUCGGCUAAAGCAGAAACAAUUGGACACUGGAUCAAAAAUACUCUAAAUAAAGCCGGUAUUGAUACAAAUAAAUUCACAGCAUACAGCACCAGACUUGCUGCCGUAUCUGAUGCCCAUAAGAAAGGGGUUGACGUUAACAUGAUUAUGAAAACUGCCGGAUGGUCUCAGGGGUCGCAAACCAUUUUCAAAUUCUAUAACCGACCCAUAGAAGCACAGAGCGGCACAUUCGCUCGUACAAUUUUCGGUUAA
This is a messenger RNA of Diachasmimorpha longicaudata, 942 nucleotides long. RefSeq lists its product as uncharacterized. Gene Ontology annotation, molecular function: DNA binding. The coding region runs from base 1 to 942 and encodes 313 amino acids. The record is from RefSeq and is a predicted model, not a curated record. Gene Ontology annotation, biological process: DNA integration; DNA recombination. NCBI's taxonomy places the organism in Eukaryota, Metazoa, Arthropoda, Insecta, Hymenoptera, Braconidae. The transcript has 2 exons.